Monomorium pharaonis (pharaoh ant) is the source of this 4388-nucleotide messenger RNA. Its product is annotated as RRP12-like protein. Bases 175 to 4284 code for a protein of 1369 amino acids. The transcript is spliced from 5 exons. Lineage: Eukaryota; Metazoa; Arthropoda; Insecta; Hymenoptera; Formicidae. The record is from RefSeq and is a predicted model, not a curated record.
UGUGUGUGUGUGUGUGUGUGUGUGGCGCGGAGAGCACGUGUUACUCACAGAUUUCAGGUAUUCAACUGCGAUCUAACAGCGAUUAACCUCUUUCAAUUGUUCGAUUUUGAUCUCAUUGAUCCAGAACUCGUAAUAUCGCAAGUUUAAACAGCAAAAUUAAGCUCGUGAAAGAAGAUGGGGAAAUUGGGGCCUCGUUUGGCAAGUAGAAAGAAGGCGAAACGAUGGGCGAAAGGUCAGAGCUCGAGUUCGAAUCCGGUGACCACGAAGCACCGUGAACAAGCGAGCGGAAUGUUUUUUAAGGAGCUCUCCUCGGUGGCGACGGUAGGAGAACGCGGAGGUAUUACGAGGGAGGAUCUACGAAAGCACGACGCUAUCCAAGGUAUUGGGCCGCAUUUCGCCAGGCUCGACCUAGACACGAAGGAGGAGGACGAGAGAAGCAGCGUGGUGACUGACGGUACGGCGAAUACGCGCGACACCUUUGCUACCAAUUACAGCAAUUGCUCGAAUCUCUCCUUCGGCAGAUUCCUCGAGCGUUUUCAGUCGAGCUCGAUCGUACACAAGGAGAUGCUGGCGGUGCUGGCAGCUGUCACAGAGAUCAUCAAACAGAACGGCGGCAGCGAAAGCUCGACCGAAUACUUUGCCGCGUUAAUGAGCACUUUGGAGGCAGUGGAGGACGACACCUCCGUAGCCGCGACGCUCUCGCUGCUCGGGAUGUGUCUGAGAACGGUACCGAGGACGGUCCUCGCAUUGCAGUUUGGCCCGACGAGUCGGGCCCUUUUUGGAAUUCUGUCGCGAUACGCGGUCGCCGAAGGGAGCGAGAACCAUCUAAUACUGCGGCAUUGCAUUGGCUGCCUCGUGGUGUUGUUGAGAGCACAGGAGGCUGCCGUCUGGUCCAAUUCCUCAACGAUGCAGGCGAUGGAUGCCAUAUUAUCCUUUGUCAUUCACGCCAAGCCCAAGAUACGGAAGUCCGCCCAGCACGGAGUAUGCGCCAUUCUCAAGGGUGGCACGGGAUCAUCAAUCGGCCAGGCGGACUCGAAUCCGUCGCCACCGCAUCAUCCGGCCGCGGGACGGGUCGCGGCGCACUGCGUUGCGCAACUCGACGCCGCUUGCGAGUCAGGGAGCUCCAAUUCCAUGGGAGUGACUACCCUUCUGCACGUCCUAACUCUUCUCAAGGAUAUAAUGCACCAGUUCCCAAAGUCACAUGUGAGGACCGUCUGCGAACGUCUACUGAGUAUCAUGACGUUGAACAACGUCGUGAUAACGUCCUGCUGUUUGCAGACGUUGCACGGAUUAUUUGUCACGAGGCCGUCAGAGGCGACGUUAUCCUUCUCGCAAAACGGCAACAUCAUUAAGGCUCUUUACGACUAUCAGCCGUCCGCGAACGACCCGCAGCCGACUCUAGCGUGGCUGGCAGUCUUGCGGGAGGCUCACUGCAACCUCGCGCACCUGGCCGCCUCCUCGACUUCCUCGAAAAGGCUGCCGUUUGGCUGCUCCGCUGCUGUCGACGUCUUCUCGACGCUUGAUUACGUCAUGCUGGAAACGCUCGAUAGGUGCGUCGGGCUUUUGCUCUCCGACAAAACGGAAAUCGUCGCUGGUGCAGCGCACACCGUCAAGACCAUUCUACAGGAGUGCGUGGCACCUCUAUGCGAGCAGUCUGGCGGUGGAAUCUUGCUCGUCAAGCCCAUCUUGCGGCGCGUCGUCGAGACGAUGCACAAGACUCUGAGCUAUCGGUACCUCGGCGCCUGGCGGCACGUUCUUCAUCUCACAGCCGUCCUUUUUCAAGUUACCAGUGGCUCCAACCACGAGCUCCACGAGCUCACGAGGAUUGUCAAGACUCUGGGAGAUUUGCGAGAUUUCCACGAUUUUGCGUACAAUCGUGAGGCCGAGUACGCCAUCGGAGCGGCGAUUCGGGCGAUGGGACCUCGAGCCGUCUUGAACAUUCUCCCUCUUGAAAUCAGCAAUGACAACGGCAACAAAAAUAUAUUCAAUCUUAGACGGAGCUGGAUGAUUCCGCUGCUCAAGGACUGCGUGACCGGUGGCACCAUCGUCCUCUUUAAGGAUGUUCUGUUACCGAUCGCCAUGCGAUGCGAGGAAAGAGCCAAGAGUACGUCUCGCGCAGACGGCAAGACGUACGAGUGCCUGGUAACGCAGAUCUGGUCCAUCUUGCCGAGCAUAUGCAACGACGCCAGCGAUGUCAAGGAUAACUUUCAGCACAUUGCCAGGUUGUUGGGUAUAGCCAUCAAUAGUCGGAGGGAACUGAGGCUACCCGCGAUGGCAGCUUUGAGGAAGCUAAUCGCCAAGGCGACACGGCCACGGCGGAAUGAUGCCGCCGAGCGGCAAGACGACAACAACGACGCCGUUGCCGUUGUUGCUGAACUCGCCCGUUUCGCUAAGAAUUAUCUGCCGAUACUCUUCAAUCUGUAUACGACGAGACCGAGCGGCACGGACGAGGAGGGAGCGCGUCUCGCUGCGUUCGACACGAUUAAGGCUUACAUGACAAUCGUGAGCAGCGAAUUAGCCAACAAGUUGUUCGAUGAAGCGCUGAACAAACUCGACGAACCUGGCGCGGAUGACUUUUCCAAGGAAAGCGUUUACGAUCUAACGAGAACGCUGAUCGGUUACACGGACGCUGACAGAUUGACCAAGUACUACGACUGCAGGUGCGUGCCGGUCCUUAUGGAUAACACCAAGCGAAGGGAUCAAAAGAAAGCUUACCGCUUCCUCGAGGAGAUAUGCGGCAGCGAGAAGGAUAUUUGCAAGCGGUUCUUGCACGACCACCGACGUCAGAUUCAGAAGACGCUGAUCGGCGCCGCGUCGGCGACCAGCGUCAUCGAGACGAGCAGAGGAGCGCGUCUCCGAUGUCUCGCGCAUCUUGUCAGGAUACACCCGCAGCUCGAGGGCACCAAGUUCCUCGAGGCGAUUGUGCCGGAGGCUGUGCUCUCCGUCAAGAAUAUUAAUGAGAAAUGUCGCGACGCGGCGUAUCGUCUGCUCAACGCGAUCGCCGAGAGAUUUCUUGGCAAUCCCGAAUAUUUCAAGGACUACGUGGAUAUUCUGAUGGUGGGCUUGGGCGGGGAGCCAGCGUACGUUUGCGCCAGUCUUCUUGCUCUGGCGUCCAUCACUUAUCACCAUUAUCACGCACUCGGGAUGGAGACGGUCGGCGAAAUCUUGGGACACGUUUGCACAAUUCUGACGAGUCCUACCAGAGAGAUCGUCGAGUCCGCCUUGUCCUACGUCAAGGUGUAUAUCAAUGUUACGCCUCCCGACGUGAUGGCACCGACCCUACCGCGAAUAGUCGGCGCACUCUCGCAAAUGAGCGAGGACUGUAAGCGCCAUUUUCGCCAAAAGGUGCGAGACAUGUUGGUCAAACUAAUAAGAAAGUACGGCAUAGGGCCGAUAUCGAACAUGGUGCCGGCUUCGGACAUGACUCUGCACAAGAGACUAAAAAAUAUCAACAAGAUAGAGGAUGCUAAGAGGAAGAAGCGGGAGCUGGAAAGGGCGAGAAAGUUGGAGCAGGAUAGCGAUGAGGAAUUUGAUGCCAAGAGAAAACCCAAGAGCAUAGAGGAGAUAUUGGCUGACAGCGACGAGGAAUGCUUUGAAGCUAUGGAGAACGAAUCAGAAACAAAGAGAAAGAAGAGAGGAACGUCAAGAAGGCUCACUUGGAUUCAGGAAAGUGAAGACAACAUAGUCGAUUUUGCAGAUCCCACAGCUGCUAGAAAUAUCACAACUACACAACCGGUAUCAAAUCCAAAGAUUCUAGAGAAGAAAGUAAAGGAUCCUGACUUUGCGACUGCACCUGAUGGUCGUCUCAUCAUUAUGGAUAAUAACGAGAAGGACCGCGACGCUGAUGAAAGGAAUAAGAAGAGAAAGAAGAAAACUUCUUUCCUUCAGAGUGAUUCAGAAGACGAUUAUAGAAACGAAGAUGAUGUAUCGGUGAUGAGCACCAAGAUUACUGGGAAAAAACGUAAAUAUAGUGAGAGCACGCUGGACGCGACGAGCUUAAAGAGUCAAUCAUCGUCAAGAUAUCGAGCUGGUGGUUCGGGUAUUCAUCGAUCCUUAAAAAUGAGAAAGGUAGAAAGUGAACCUGGUUCAGAAUAUCGUGCGACGAAGGCUAGGGGAGAUAUUAAGAGAAAGGGUAAACCAGACCCCUACGCAUAUGUACCUUUGACGAGGUCUAUAUUGAACAAAAGAAAAAAGAAGAAAAACAUAGGUAAAUUCCAGAGUAUAGUUACCGGAGCGAGAAAAGGCGCUCGCACAGGUAUACGGAAUAAACGAAGAAAAUGUUAAAAACGAACAACAGUCCCUUUAGAUCGUUAAUAUUAUCUAACGUUAAUAUUAUCUAACGUUAAUAUUAUCUAAUCGUAAUAUUAUCUAAUGAUGUAUCAUUAUUA